AAGGUUCGGUUGCGCGUGUGCCAUGGACUCAGCCGCCCGGUGAUAUUGACAAUAGGAGAGAGAAAGGGGCAUUGACGGGAACCCACCGCGGGUACGGAACGGCGGCUCUGGCAGCGGCGACUCCAGCUCCAGCGGCUCCUCCUCCUUCUCCUUCCUUCUCCUCCUGCUGCCGCUGCGGAUCCAGUCUUCCUCCCUCCCUUCCCCCCCUCCCCACGUCGUCGCCGCCGCCGCCGCCGGGUCCGGGGCAACGAGCAGAGGCGCCGCCCGCCGGGAAUGUGAGCGAGGAGCCACCGGCGGAGCCGCAACGGGGUCGGUGCCGAUUUGAUGGGACGGGCCCGCGGGGGAGGAUCGUGAGGCCGCCGCCGCCGCAGCGCUGAGGUUCAGGUCCGGCCGUGAGGCCUAGAGGCGCCGCUGCCGCGGAACCGGAGGGACGCCGCGCCGGACAGCCGUCGCCCCGGGCUCCCUGCCGCUGUCCGGACCUCCUCCCGCACGUCCCGGUCCCGCCACCCGCCCCCGCUGCGGCUCUCUCGCCGGUCUCCCGCCCCUCGAUACCACAGAUCAUCUUUGGAUUCUUCCUCAGAAGCUUCAAGUAGGGAUAUGUCCUCAGCACCAACUACUCCUCCAUCAGUGGAUAAAGUAGACGGAUUUUCUCGGAAGUCCGUCAGAAAAGCCAGACAGAAGAGGUCACAAAGUUCCUCACAGUUUAGGUCUCAAGGCAAGCCUAUUGAGUUAACACCUCUGCCGCUGCUAAAAGACGUUCCAUCCUCAGAGCAGCCUGAACUGUUCCUAAAGAAACUUCAGCAGUGCUGUGUCAUUUUUGACUUCAUGGACACGCUAUCUGAUCUUAAAAUGAAAGAAUACAAGCGCUCCACUCUUAAUGAACUGGUGGACUACAUUACAAUAAGCAGAGGCUGUUUGACAGAGCAGACUUACCCUGAAGUAGUUAGAAUGGUAUCUUGCAAUAUAUUCAGAACUCUCCCUCCUAGUGACAGCAAUGAAUUUGAUCCAGAAGAAGAUGAACCUACCCUUGAGGCAUCGUGGCCACACUUACAGCUUGUAUAUGAAUUUUUCAUACGAUUUUUGGAAAGCCAAGAAUUCCAACCCAGCAUUGCCAAAAAAUACAUAGAUCAGAAAUUUGUAUUACAGCUUUUGGAGUUAUUUGACAGUGAAGACCCUCGGGAACGGGACUACUUAAAAACAGUCUUACACAGAAUUUAUGGCAAGUUUCUUGGUCUUAGAGCAUUUAUCCGAAAACAGAUUAACAAUAUUUUUCUAAGGUUUGUUUAUGAAACAGAACACUUCAAUGGUGUAGCUGAAUUGCUGGAAAUAUUAGGGAGUAUUAUCAAUGGCUUUGCUUUACCUCUGAAGGCAGAACACAAACAGUUUCUGGUGAAAGUAUUGAUCCCUUUACACACUGUCAGGAGCUUGUCACUCUUCCACGCCCAGUUGGCAUAUUGCAUAGUACAGUUUCUGGAGAAAGAUCCUUCACUCACAGAACCAGUUAUUAGGGGGUUAAUGAAAUUUUGGCCCAAAACCUGUAGUCAAAAAGAGGUCAUGUUCCUUGGGGAGCUGGAGGAAAUAUUGGAUGUGAUUGAACCUUCACAAUUUGUUAAAAUUCAAGAACCUUUGUUUAAACAAAUUGCCAAGUGUGUAUCCAGCCCCCAUUUUCAGGUGGCAGAAAGGGCACUCUAUUAUUGGAAUAAUGAAUACAUAAUGAGUUUGAUAGAAGAAAACUCUAAUGUCAUCCUUCCCAUCAUGUUUUCCAGUCUUUAUAGGAUUUCAAAAGAACACUGGAAUCCGGCUAUCGUGGCGUUAGUGUACAAUGUGUUGAAGGCAUUUAUGGAAAUGAACAGUGCCAUGUUUGAUGAACUGACAGCCACAUACAAGUCAGAUCGUCAGCGUGAGAAAAAGAAAGAAAAGGAGCGUGAAGAAUUGUGGAAAAAACUGGAGGAUCUGGAGUUAAAGAGAGGUCUUAGACGUGAUGGGAUAAUUCCAACUUAACAAAAAUAAUGACGACAACAUCACUAACCUGUGGAGUCACACAUUUAUGUAGUAGAAGAUGGAGCAACAGUUUUCUGUAUUGUGCAACUUUACAGUAGAUUUCACAUUUGUUUCAUUAUUACAACAGCACUGUAUAUACCUGUCUCUAAGUAAAGGAAAAAAAAUAAGGACUUCAAUCCAAAGUUUGGACAGUAGAUGGACUUCUCAGAACUUUGCAAACAUAAUCAUUGUUCUAACCCUCUUUAAAAAAAAAAGCAGUCUUCAAAGAUCUGUUGAUGAAAUUGCUAUGUUAAAAUUCCAUUAUUGGGAGUUUCUUGUUUAUCAUUAGCAGAGAGUAUGAAACAAUUUUCAAAUGUGAACAAUCUUAAAUUUAGCUUGUCUUUCUGCUAAGCUGUUAAAUGUAUUUAUAGUAAAGGAAGAAAAAAAAGACUGUCAUUUCCUUAAAAGUUUGUAUAACAUCUUCCUCUGGAUGACUUGACUGUAAUUUGACAUCUUUUCCUUUUGCACAUCUUCGUGAGUUGAAUGUCCACAUGGAAUGGGGCUGUGAAUUAUAAAGGUCCCUGAUAAAAAGUUUUGUUUACUGGAGUGAACAUCCCUCCAGUAACCAGGUAGUCCUGGUACUCCUUUAGUUUUAAAAUUAGGAGUAAAAGAGCAGAGGUGAUAAACAUAGUAGGGAAGGGAAUUUUGGAUUCAUACAUCAGUUGAUGGUGAAUCCAAAUCAAUGUCUUGAAUCCUUUGAAAACAGGCACUGGGACAUCAUAGGCUUCAGUACCUGACCAGUAUUAGUUGCGUACAUCAUUGAACACACGUACCAGAGAUGUUUUAGAAAUGUUAGAAAACAUCCUUUUGGACCAUUUUGAAAUAAGAAAGACAAACACUAAACGCUACAACCAUGAAACUGAUGGCCAGGAUUUCGAAUCUAAUUGGGAAUAGAAGUUGAGCAAACAGCAGGAACUGUUUGGAGUUGUUGCCUUACUUUUUAAUAUGUAUUUAUAAAGUAUUCCAGCAAAGAGGAUAUAGCCUCUGGGAAAAAACAAACAUGUUACAGUGUUUUUUGUAGAUUCUUGUUCUAUAUCUCAUCCCAGCGCCAGCCCUGUUUUUAGCCCAAAAGGAUUCAGGAUAAACAUUAUUAUGCAUUCUGAAUUGGAUGCGUAUUCCUAACUACUGUAUUUGUUACCAAAAGUGGUUCUACAAAUGCUACUGAAAAAAUCUGGAAAUUCCUAAUGUCCUGAGUAUUAAUAAUAAAGUUUAAAAAUGCUUUUAUAUCAAA
This is a messenger RNA of Diceros bicornis minor, 3271 nucleotides long. RefSeq names its product protein phosphatase 2 regulatory subunit B'epsilon (gene PPP2R5E). The coding region runs from base 598 to 2001 and encodes 467 amino acids. Gene Ontology annotation, molecular function: protein phosphatase activator activity. Gene Ontology annotation, cellular component: protein phosphatase type 2A complex; cytosol; nucleus. The transcript is spliced from 14 exons. The record is from RefSeq and is a predicted model, not a curated record. Gene Ontology annotation, biological process: protein dephosphorylation; signal transduction. NCBI's taxonomy places the organism in Eukaryota, Metazoa, Chordata, Mammalia, Perissodactyla, Rhinocerotidae.